Molecule: messenger RNA, 3751 nt
Organism: Colossoma macropomum (tambaqui)
Lineage: Eukaryota; Metazoa; Chordata; Actinopteri; Characiformes; Serrasalmidae
Gene: efemp2a
Product: EGF containing fibulin extracellular matrix protein 2a
Exons: 11
Coding region: 500-1822 (440 amino acids)
Molecular function (GO): calcium ion binding
Source: RefSeq, a predicted model, not a curated record
GCCUAGAGGGGGGGUCGGAAUGGGCUGUCCCUCUCUUCCGUCUCGCCCUCCUCUGAAUACAUUCAUACUCCAGCUGUCCGUCUCCACACUCCACUCACUCAGGACGAGGAGGCAGAACAAGGAAGAAGAAGAAAAAGGGGCCACUUAACUGAGAGACAGAGAGAAAAAAAGAGGGAGAAGCUUCCACCGGAAGAGAAGAGGAGUGCAGAGGAAGAGAGAGAGAGAAAGAGACAGACAGACACUCCAGAGGAAUCCAAGGCCAUAACAGGAAGAAAAAGUACCCAAGGAGUGACCAGGCCCAAAGUGUGAUUUUAGACCCUUGUUAAAGCCAGCAGCUGCUUUCAGUCCUACCUGAGGCCCUGCAGCGUGUGUCAGCGCGUGCGUGCGUGUGUGUGUGUACGUGAACGCUUGUUUUUUUGUGUGUGUGUAACCAACACCCUCCCGGUGUGAGUUUUCUCUGAGCUCCAAAAGAGCCAGGUGAAAGUGUCUGUGUGCGAGGAUGCGCUCCAUGUGUGUUUUGUUUUUUUGUGUGUGUGUUUCGAUGUUCCUCCACCGUGCUAUUUCACAGCCGCCCACAGAAAGUGACACCUACACGGAGUGCACAGAUGGCUAUCACUGGGAUCCACAGACUCAACACUGCAAAGACAUAAAUGAAUGUGAAACCAUCCCAGAGGCGUGUAAGGGUGAGAUGAAGUGCUUCAACCAUUACGGUGGUUACCUGUGCCUGCCUCGCUCGGCCUCAGUCAUCCCAGCCCAUGACCCACCCAACCAAAUCCCCCCUGGCCUGGACAAUCCGCCCAGCGAGCCUUACAAUCCCUGUCCUGCCGGCUAUGAGCCGCAGGGGGACAGCUGCGUGGAUGUGGAUGAAUGUGAACGUGAUGAGCACGACUGCCAACCCAGCCAGGAUUGCAUCAACACAGAGGGCUCUUUCACCUGCCAGUGCCCGGGUGGAUACCGCAAAGUGGGAACAGAAUGCAUUGACAUUGAUGAGUGUCGGUACCGGUACUGCCAGCACCGCUGCGUUAAUGUUCCGGGCUCUUUCUCCUGCCAGUGCGAGCCUGGCUUCCAGCUGGCUGGCAACAAUCGCUCUUGCAUUGAUGUGGAUGAGUGUAACAUGGGCGCCCCCUGCAGUCAGAGGUGUUAUAACACUUACGGCACUUUUCUCUGCCGCUGUGAGCAAGGUUAUGAGCUGGGGCCUGAUGGAUUUGCCUGCAAAGACAUAGAUGAAUGCAGUUACUCCAGUUAUCUUUGCCAGUAUCAAUGUGUCAACGAGCCUGGCAAGUUCUCCUGCAUCUGUCCAGAGGGCUACCAGCUACUUGGGACUCGCCUCUGCCAAGAUAUAAAUGAGUGUGAGACAGGCACACACAAGUGCGCUGAUGGCCAGACCUGUGUGAACAUUCACGGCGGACAUCAGUGUGUCGACACGAACCGCUGUCAGGAGCCCUACGUUCAAGUGUCGGACAAUCGGUGCGUGUGUCCUGUUACCAAACCUGGCUGUCGGGACUUGCCAUUCUCUAUUGUGCAUCGUUACAUGAGCAUCACCUCAGAGCGCUCCGUCCCCUCCGACAUCUUCCAGAUUCAGGCCACCAGCGUUUAUCCCGGAGCCUACAACACCUUCCGCAUCCGCUCAGGAGAUGACAAUGGAGACUUCUACAUCAGGCAAAUCAACAACAUCAGUGCCAUGCUGGUGCUGGCCCGUGCCGUGAAUGGACCCAAAGAGUACGUUUUGGACUUAGAGAUGAUUUCGGUCAACCCCCUCAUGAGCUACCAGACCAGUUCUGCUCUUCGCUUAACAGUCUACGUGGGGCCUUAUGCUUUCUAAGAGAGGAUUCCAUUUAAAGCCACAGAGGGAGGGGUGGGGGGUGAAUGGCUAGCAAAUGAAAAAGUGGUAGAGGUGUGGACACAAGGACGACUAACAUAUCAAGUAAAGGCGAGGGAGAUAUUGGCAUGAUUAAAUACUCCAGUGUUUUUUCAACCUAACCUAUCUGGAACAUCAAUACCGUACUGACAAUUACCUUAGACAGUAAAUUUGACACUUUUCCAUAGGGAUGCACAAUGAUUUCAGAAUCAUAUUGAUAUUUGCUUUAAAAAACGUAAAUUUCACAUUUUUCUAGUAUUUGAAGCCUACACAAGUUUGGGGGAUUUGGAGCUAUCUGUGAUGUGUAAUUGCACACAACAUCCGGAAGAACAUUUUGUAAUAUUGGUUGUGCUUCCAUGAGUGGAUGAAUCUCAUGAUUGUGAGCGCACAUAAAGUAUUCAAAGAGAACUCAAAACGAGGUGAAGGAUGUGUCUUCUGACGAUGUGAGUGAAUUAUCUACUACUGUCAUCUUCCACAGUAUAAUGUUGAUUUUGCAUUUGCAAUCUAAACAUUCAGCUGUUAACCUAAACAUGUGACUUUAAUUACUAAUGAUGUAUGAUGUGGUCCUGCAAAAUCCGACCCGACACCUCUGAUAUUUAAAUUACCAAAUUUCAGACUUCACAGUGACUCGCAGCACUGCACACAUACCCCAUAUUUUAGAGUCUUUCUCCUGACCCAGUAAUGCUACUUCUUUAAAUUUUAACCAAAAAUCUUACGCAGUGCAGCUUUAAUUCUACUCCAGAAGAGCAAAAGUUAUAGGUCUUUAGGUGACCCUGGGGUGCUGUGCUAAAAUGUGUGUUUUUUUAAUAAAUUUUACUGCAGAAUGUACAGAAAUGAAUGUUUUAUUUCACUAUUCAUGCUAAUUCAGGUAGGUUUCCCACUUGUUAGUCCCAAUUUCUACAUUGUAUUCUAUACAGCUUAUGUAUCAACAUAAAAAUAUGAAAAAUAUUGGAUGUCGGCCCACAAUUCCCAUUUAGGCGCAUCCCCACUUUUCUCUGUACUUCAGCCAGCACCUGCCCAUUGGCUUCCAUCAAUGGUAUGAUUCAAGUCAACAGGUUUUCAGUUAUUUUACUAAAAACAGAAAAGUGUUAAAAGUUAUUGUCCCUGGUAAUCAAGCAUAUGCUACAGAUGCAGCAGAUAGAGACUAGGUUAAAAAAUUCUGGAGUAUUCCUUUAAGUUUGCUGGUCUGCCAAGCAGUCUCCUGAGAAAUCAAACAAAACUACACAACUACUACAUCACAAAGUCUUGAAGACAGGCACUAUGUUUUGCAGAUAUAUUCACACAACACAUGAUGCUACUAUAUUGUGUUGUGUUAUAGAAAUAGCGAAGAUAGCAGCUGCACUAUGAUUUCAGAAUCUGCUGUACGACCUAUAUAGGCUUUCGUUUUCUUUCAUCUGGCCUUUCUUAUCCCUCUCAUGUCAUCUAGGCUCAUUUUCAAGAUGGCUACUUUUGCCCGAGGAUGUUUUUUAUUCUAUGUCUGCCUCUUGGUGCAAACUCAUUCCACUGAUUAGUUCCUCUGCCAUAGCACUCACUGAUGGACCAGCAUAAUUACAUUACGUUCCACCUCCCCCUCCCUCUUUUUCAGAUAUAUGUAGCAGUGUUAAAGCACAAAUACUAUAUGCGCCUCUGCAUACUGUCCUUCAGUCAUGAUCAUGAUCGAUCCUCUUGAGCUUAGUGUACAUUGGGAGACGCUGCCGUUAUUCAAUAACCACUCAGUCCUCAUCUACAUCUCUACAUCCUCUACCAAGCCAAAACCAUCACUAAUAUUCAUUUUAUUAUUAUUAUUAUUAUUGUUUUUUUGUAGUUGUCAUACCAUGCUGUCAGUGUUGUACUUUUUAUGUCCUGGAAUUAUUACUGUAAUAAAUAUGAUAAUACCAAACCCAUCUGGCUACA